CGCUGUCGGCAGAACGCGUGCGUGUCAGGAAGCGGUGUGUUCAUGUGUUUUAUGGGGGACUGAACCCCAGAGCAGAAGAACAAGUUCAGAGCAAAGAGAAUCCUGGAAGCAUGAAAGAAACCGGAGAAGAGGAAGGAGUGAGAUGAGGGCAGAGGAGUGCAAAGUGGAGGAAAGAAAAGAAGGAGAAGAAGAAAGGAAAGGAAUAAAGAAGAGCGAAGUGGAGGAGAAGCGGAAAGUUAAGAGAAGAGAAGAGAAGAGAAGAGAAGAGAAGAGAAGAGAAGAGAAGAGAAGAAGAAUGGAUGAAAGAGGAGAGAGGAGUGUGAGGAGCUCCACAUGCAGGGCUUUACCCCGACACACACCGCAUGUAGAGGCGGAGGCAAAGGAGGCAUGUGAUUGGCUGAAAGCAGCAGGGUUCCCACAGUAUGUGCAGCUCUAUGAAGCCUCCCUCUUUCCCAUCGAUAUUUCCUCGGUCAGGAGGGAUCAUGAGUUUUUGGAUCAUGACUCUGUGCGAGCAUUAUGCAGGAGGUUGAUGACUUUGAACAAAUGUGCUGCGAUGAGUCUGGAAGUUCACUUCCGCUGCAAACAGAGCGAGGAUUCCGAGGAGGAUGAUGCGUGUGCGCUGAGCUCCCGUUGGGCGUUUCAGCGUGACAGUAGAACCUGGUCCCGUCUCCAGACCAACAGCGAUGAUGUCAUGACCCUGAGGCCUUCAGCGAGCAGUGACAGUGUCCUCAGUGAUAUGACCUCCUUGACCUCUGACCUCAGCCUCAGCAGCCUGAGCCUGGACGUUGCCCGGGACACCACCUCUCCGGACGGGACAACCUACAGCGAGGCCACGGAAUGCGAAGGCGACGACUCCUCCUCUCCACCUCGUUCUGUCCGGGAAAAAGUGAAGCACUCCUCCAGGCUUCUUUUACGAAGAAUGGAGUCGCUACGGCGACAGAAAGAGGCGGUCACUAGGGGCGUUUCUACGGAAACAAGUCCCCAGGCAUCUGAGUUAUGUCCCGAACUCAGUUUGCCGAAAAGGGUGGCGAAAGGAAUCGAGUUGGAUGCAGGGUGGAAGACGCGUAUGAGGCGGCAUAGUAGCAUCGACCAAUCAGCGGCUGACGUUAAGCCUCAGAGGGCGUGUCUUUAUCUCGAGGACUAUCAGUUAGCAUGGGAGCGGUCCAAACUCCCAAACCAGCGGAGUCUCCCGGGAGUAGUGGGGCGGCUUGUGCAUCUUCCUUCAGAUCACAAACCCGGGACGUUCCCCAAGUCGCUGUCCAUCGAGAGCAUUUGUCCGACGUCGUUCUCGCGGCGAGGUGACGGGACCGGCUGGACUGGAGAGGAUGGAGAAUUCUCAUUAGACGGCACCAGCAGUUGCUUCAGCGAAUCGCAGGACUUUGCUUCACCCACGCUGGGAAAACGGCAAAACUCUGUGGAUUCCUUAAACUCUGUUUACGACAACGUCCCGGACCCUUUCGCGCGUUCUCCAGACGUCCGGGAGGUUUGUGUGCGGAGCUCGGAGGAGGCGUUCGAGCACCUGGACGCCAUUUUGCAGCACAUCCACGGACUGCAGGACAACAUCGACGAGUGGUCGAACUCGCUGAGAUGCCAGCUGGACGAGCGAGAGUCGUUGACGGAGAUGCCGUUACCCAACAUGCUUCAGGACGAAGACCGCUCGGAUUACGACAGUGCCGGGAAUUCCAUGAACGACGGAGACAGAGAAGGAGAGAUGAGGGAAAGGAGGGAUUCUGGGGUCGGGGCGUCUCUCACUCGGCCCAGCAGAAAGCUGCGAUGGCACAGUUUUCAGAAUUCUCACCGGCCGAGCGUGACGUCGGCGUCGCAGGAGAUUAACCGCCAGUCCGCGGCGCAGCUCAACCUGCUGCAGAAAUACAGCCUGCUGAGACUCACUGCUAUUCUAGAGAAGCACUGCGACACAGGGAAACAUGGCCGGAGCUGGACGGUGCCGAAGUUCAUGAAACGUUCGAAAGUUCCUGAUUAUAAAGACAAGCGAGUGUUUGGUGUUCCACCAAUCAUAAAUGUGCAGCGCACCGGUCAGCCCCUCCCCCAGAGCAUUCAGCAGGCCAUGAGGUACCUACGAAGCCAGUGUCUCGAGAAGGUGGGAAUAUUCCGCAAAUCUGGCGUGAAAUCCCGCAUCCAGGCUCUCCGGCAGCGCAACGACCAGUCCCCUGAUCAUGUGACUUAUCAGGGCCAAUCAGCUUACGAUGUGGCAGACCUGCUGAAGCAGUACUUCAGAGAUCUUCCAGAAACCAUCCUCACGUCCAAGCUCACACACACCUUCCUGCACAUUUACCAGUUGGUUCCUCAGCAGCAGAGGCUCCAGGCGGUGCAGUGUGCCGUGUUCCUGCUCCCUGAUGAGAAUCGUGAGGUUCUGCAGACGCUCCUCUACUUCCUCAGUGACAUCAGCACGGCCGAGGAGAACCAGAUGACAGCACACACACUCGCUGUGUGUCUUGCUCCGUCUAUCCUGCACCUCAACACCUCCAAACGAGAUGCAGUCUCGCAUGGGCUGAUUAGAAAGAGGGGCCGAGCCAAACCGGACCCAAAGGACCUGAGCGAGAACAUGGCAGCCACUGAGUGUCUGAGCCACAUGAUCACGGAGUGUAAAAAGCUUUUUCAGAUUCCUCAGGAGAUGAUGCUGCAGGCGUGUAGCUCGUACGUGUUGGCGGACACACAGCCACUCCCUCUGCAUGCUCUCGGACUGAACAGACGAGGAGAGCGAGUGGACUAUCGCGUCUACCUGGAGGACAACCUGCAGUGUUUACUGAGAGACACAGCCGAGAAGGGCAAGGGGUGGCACAGCGUACCAGGACCUCCACACACCGAGCUGGCCUACAAGAAGGUUGGAGACGGGCACCCAAUUCGUCUGUGGCGUGUUUCUGUGGAGAUCGAGGCUCCACCCUCUGUGGUUUUGCACCGUGUGCUGAGAGAGCGCCACCUGUGGGAUGAGGACCUGCUGCACAGCCGCGUGAUCGAGAGUCUGGAGAAUAACACAGAAGUGUUUAAUUACAUCACUGACAGCAUGGCGCCUCAUCCACGCAGAGACUUUGUUGUGCUCCGGCGUUGGUGUACAGAUCUCCCUCGGGGUGUGUGUGUUCUCAUCUCCUCGUCUGUUGAUCACGGUAAUGUGCAGCUGGAGGCGGGGCUUAGAGCAGUGCUACUGACAUCACGUAUUAUGAUUGAGCCAUGCGGAAAGGGGCGGAGCCGACUAACACACUACUGCAGAGCAGAUCUACGGGGGCGCUCUCCUGACUGGUAUAAUAAGGUGUUUGGUCACCUGUGUGCGGCGGAGGUUGCUAGGAUACGGGGCUCGUUCCCUGUUCUGACUGCAAGAGGACCUGAGACUAAACUCUGAGACUGAGGGAGCGAAGGGAGUGAACGAGCGAAAACAGGACGAGGCCGAAGGUUACAGAGAAACAAAUUCAUGUGACCUGAAACCAAAUCUGAUCACCAAAAGCUUGGACUUAAACCAAAGUACUCAGACUUAGACAUAUUGCACUAAGACAGAAAAGUUGUCAAAUCUGAUUAUUCAAGAUGAAACCAGACCAGUCUUAGAUUAGACUUGAUCCAAUUCAUCCAGAUUAGACAGACAGGUAUCCUAAACUAACAUCAGCACAGAUAAGAUUGGAUCAAACUAAAAAUGCGAUCCGAUUAUAUUGAAUCAAAUGAGACCGCUUGGAUCAGACAAGAUUGGACGUGAUUAAACCAAACAAAGGCACUUUACCUGCGUAAAUAAUAUCAUGUAUGAUUUACUCAGAAUACAGAUUAGAUCAUUUCAAACUGUAAAAACAUUAGAUUAAAAAUACAAGUUCAAAUCAAGCAGAUCAUAUCAGAGAUUAGACCAGAUCAGACCUGAACAUGAAUCAGUCAGAGAUUAGACAAGCUCAAAUCAAACAUCAAAUCAGAUUAUAAACAAGAUAAUGCCAAACCAGAUUGGAACACGUUACACUAGAUCAGAUGAGUGAUGAAUAGAUUAGACAUCUGUGGUGAGAUUGCACUGAACCACAUUAGACAAGGUCAGAUCAAACCAGAUUAGAUCUGAUUAAAUCAAUUAUUAGAAGUUGUUUUAAUAAGUAUUAGAUUAGAGAUAAAAGCAUAUUAAACAAAAAAAACCCUCUAGUCUGAUUUCAUAUAUUAGAUAUAAUUACAUCAGAUGUAAAUGAGCAGAUGAUUUGAACAUGAAGGCUAUCAGGAAACACACUGGGGGCGAAACUGUCCCAGAUAUGUCUCUGCAUCAUUCACAACGUGUCUGUCUGUCUGUCUGAGAGGGACAUCUGAGGAUCUAAAGCCAUGUUGACCUUUGACCUUAAAUUCAGUUUCAGGUGAAGCAUAUUCACACAGAUGUUCAGUGCAGUGUGAGAUUAUUCCAUUUUUAAUUCGAAAAGCAUGAUUUGAUUAUAUUUAUUGAUAUCAGAUCAGGAAACAUUAUAAUCAGACAAUCAGAUCAGACGAAAGCAAUUUCAGAUCAGAUUCUUCCAAAUUACAGUUGCUCAGAUCAGACAAGACAGGAUUUUUAAAACAGUUUUAACCAGCUCAGAUUGAUCCAAAUUAAACAAAACUAGAUUAGACCAGAAAAAAAUUAGACCAGAUCAAAUCAACCCACUGUAGACCAGGUCAGGUGAAAGCAGAUUAGACCAGACUGUAUCUAAUCUAAAAUGAACUGUAUUACAGAUUUUUUUUAUAAUUAAACACAAACUGUAAAACAUUAGAGCAGUCCAAAUAUGAGAGAAGACCAGAUCAGACUAAAUCUAAUUAGACUUUACCUGAAUAAUUGGAUCAGAAUAACAAAUCUAAAACCAGAAUUUAAAAAAACAUCAGACAUUUAAUCAGUAACUGUUGAUUCUACACUGUGCAUUAGGACAAACCCAAUUGUUUAUCGUGUCUUCUCAUUGGUCAGCAGUUUAAACAUUUUUGUACAUCAGCAUUUUGUUUACUCAGUGUAUAUAUUUGGAUUAGAUUAGAUUGGAUUUAGAUCAGAUACCGAACAUCAUGUAAAUUUUCUUUGUGCGUCUGUUUUUGUGUACAUUACUGUAUAUUAAUGUAUUAAUGUGUUUUGCAAAAGCUGUGUGUGUGUGUGUGUGUGUGUGUGUGUGUGUGUGUGUGAGAAGGUGUUAUGUAAGAAGACGUGUUGUAUUUAUAGCUGUAACAUAAUGCUUUAAUUAAUUCAUCCACUUCAUUUCUGGUGUGUGUGUGUGUGUGUGUGUGUGUGUGUGUGUGUGUGUGUGUGUGUGUGUCUUUAAAUGCCACAUGUGCCUUGAAGCUGAGAUUUCAGUAUAAUUUAUUUCUGUUACUCGAUUGUUUGAAUUUCUUUAUUGUUAAUUUUUCAAUUGAACGGAAAAAGAACAAAAUGUAUAGAAUGAAUAAUUACAGCUUUACACUGUUACUUGUAUUUUGUACCUACAUUUUGAUUGGACUCGGUGAUGUGUGUGUGCUGAGAAAAGAAAUAAAGACUUUUUCAGUGAA
Messenger RNA from Silurus meridionalis, 5463 nucleotides. RefSeq names its product StAR-related lipid transfer (START) domain containing 8 (gene stard8). Bases 143 to 3355 code for a protein of 1070 amino acids. Gene Ontology annotation, molecular function: protein binding; lipid binding; GTPase activator activity. The transcript is spliced from 14 exons. Gene Ontology annotation, biological process: regulation of Rho protein signal transduction; signal transduction; actin cytoskeleton organization. Lineage: Eukaryota; Metazoa; Chordata; Actinopteri; Siluriformes; Siluridae. The record is from RefSeq and is a predicted model, not a curated record.